This is a messenger RNA of Rotaria sp. Silwood1, 3258 nucleotides long. NCBI's taxonomy places the organism in Eukaryota, Metazoa, Rotifera, Eurotatoria, Philodinida, Philodinidae. The record is from the annotation of a GenBank genome assembly.
AUGCCAGGCCUUCCUGGUUCACCAGGUCCUGUAGGAAUAAUUCAAGAUACAGGUGACAUGGAAAAUGUGGAAUCCAUUGCAAGACAUCGUGAAGAAGACAUUCGUACUAUGAUUCAGCGUCAUUUACUCACGCAUAUCUACAAUCCAUCACAAUUUGUUAGAGGUCGAACACCAUUAGUUUCUUCUGCACCUUAUAUUCCAUAUGCUCAAUUAUCAGCAGGAAUGCCUGGACAAUCUGGCAUCGAAGGUCAACAAGGUUUACCGGGUCCACAAGGUGUCAUGGGUGAAUAUGGUAUGAUUGGAGAUCGAGGUUAUCCUGGAGCUGUUGGACCACCAGGUUUUAUGGGACAAAGAGGAAGAAUUGGACGAAAAGGAAGUAUUGGGAGAUUUGGCCGGAAAGGUGAGAAAGGUAUUAAAGGUGUUCAGGGAGAGACUGGCUUGAUGGGUAUUCGUGGUAUUAUUGGUAUCAAAGGAGAAACUGGUUCAAUAGGAGAAAAAGGAAGGAAAGGAGAUAUGGGAAUUCAAGGAGAAAAAGGUUGUACAGGACAACAAGGAGAUCAAGGACCACGUGGAAAGAUUGGUAAUCGAGGCCAACUAGGACUCGUUGGUGAGCAAGGUGAUCAAGGAGCAAAAGGCUUACAAGGAUCAAUUGGUCCAGUUGGUGAUCAGGGUGACAAAGGUCAAAAAGGUACCCCAGGUGAACAAGGUUCAAAAGGUUUACAAGGAGAGCAAGGACCAAUUGGCCGAAGAGGCAAUAAAGGUACACGUGGACAAAUGGGUAUCCAAGGUUCGAUUGGUGAAAAGGGUAAUAUUGGUGGUAUUGGUAGCAGAGGUGAACGUGGAAAGAAAGGAGAAAAAGGUGUUCGAGGCACUCAGGGAAUUCAAGGAGACAUUGGUAUUCAAGGACAACAGGGAUUCACGGGCGACGAAGGCUCUGUAGGAUUUAAAGGUGAAAAAGGUUAUGAAGGUGAUGAAGGUGAAGUUGGUCCAGAUGGAGAUAAGGGAAUGCAAGGUAUUAAAGGAGACAAAGGUAAUGUGGGAGCCAUUGGUUUCAAGGGAAUUACAGGAAACCAAGGUAUUCAAGGUCAAAUAGGGUCUAUAGGAAAUCGUGGUGAUAAAGGCAAUAAAGGAUUUGAAGGAGCAGAGGGUAUUCCAGGUCCUGUUGGUGAUCGUGGUUUUACUGGAAGAGAAGGUCCUGCAGGUGAAAAAGGUGAUAAAGGAGAUCUAGGUGAAAAAGGCGAAAAAGGUUUUGAUGGACCACAAGGAAUUAUUGGUGAACAAGGUGUACAAGGACCUGUCGGAGAUCAAGGUAUAAAAGGUUAUCGUGGUAUCAAAGGUGAAUUAGGAGUUAUAGGAGAAAUAGGUCCAAAGGGCAUCGAAGGCUCGAUUGGAAUAACUGGUUUCAAAGGAACACACGGUGAUAUAGGCAUUCGUGGAAACCAAGGAGAUCAAGGUGAUCAUGGUAUUAUUGGUGAUAGAGGCAAACAAGGUUUACAGGGAGUAAUUGGUCCAAAAGGCAUUACUGGUAUCGUUGGAAAUAUAGGAAAUAGAGGACCUAUGGGUCAAAUUGGUCAAAAAGGAAUAAAAGGAGAUACAGGUGAUCAAGGAAGAAUCGGUGAUAUUGGUCCAAUAGGACCAACAGGUGAAAAAGGUUCGAAAGGAGUUACUGGUGAUAUUGGACCAAAAGUCGGUUCGACAGGUGAUAUAGGUAGAACAGGACCAAAAGGAAGUACGGGUAGUCAAGGUCCUCAAGGAAACGUAGGAUUACAAGGUCAAAUAGGAGGAAAAGGUUCAAAAGGUGACACUGGUAUUAAUGGCACAAAAGGAAAUGUUGGUAUUACCGGUGUUGUAGGUGAACAAGGAACCGAAGGCGAAAAGGGAGUCAUUGGUGCAAAAGGACAGGAAGGUCAAAAAGGUAAACGUGGACCAAUAGGGCCACAAGGUAACAAAGGUUUAGAAGGAGAUAUUGGCGCCAUUGGUGAUCAAGGAAUACAAGGAUUAAUUGGAUCGGAAGGUAUAGAUGGUGUAAUCGGAGAUACUGGAAUUAAAGGCAUUAAGGGAGCUGUGGGAGAAAAAGGUAAAACAGGACUUGCAGGUCUAACAGGCGAUAAAGGAGAACAGGGAAGUAAGGGUAUUGUUGGUGGACAAGGCAAUACAGGUGCUAAAGGUUAUGAAGGACCCAUUGGUUUACCUGGUCUUUCAGGACCUCGUGGUCUUACUGGUAUUAUUGGUGAAAAAGGUUACGGUGGUACUCGUGGAAGCAAAGGUCCUAUUGGUCUUCCAGGUGAACUUGGAUUAGCAGGUGAUGAAGGUCCAACUGGAGAUAUUGGAUCACCUGGAGAAGUUGGCGCAUCUGGUAGUCCAGGUAAUCCAGGUCAACGAGGACCUCGUGGUGAUGUUGGAAGUCCAGGUCCAGCUGGUCCUCCUGGUCCUUCAAGUGCAUCAUCUACAACAUUGACUACAGCUAAUUUGAUGAAUCUUUUUACUACAAGUACUCAGAUAGCACAAUUAUUCAACGUACCAUUGGAUAGAUAUAAACAUACUGAUUUUUCAAAUCGAUUUAAUAACAAUGAAAAUCCAAUGGUAACUGCUUCAAGAUUUCUGGACAAUCUCAAACGUCUCUCGAAUGAUAUUACAUUAAAAAUUAAACCUGAUGGAAGUCAAAUGCAUCCUGCUCGAAGUUGUCGUGAUAUUGCUGAUUAUUAUCCAGAGAAAUUAAAUGGACUUUAUUUUAUUGAUCCAAAUGAAGGUUCAAAAAUUGAUGCUCUACUUGUUUAUUGUAAACUAACUGAACGAUUAACAUGUGUCAAUUCAACAAAUGGAUUAAUUCAAUCAAAUAUUUUUUUAAGAAAUCGAAUUCAUUAUGGUAAACAUAUUCGAUUAAUGGGAGAUCUUCUACAACAAUCAGAAUUUAACUAUGAUAUUGAAACAAAUCAAUUACGUUUUCUUCGAAUGCUUUCUGAACAAGCUUCACAAAAUAUAAUAUUCAAUUGUCAUAAUACAAAUAUUGAUAUAUCAAAUCAUGAUGUUAAAUUAAGAACUAAAAAUGGUAUGAUUUAUCAAAUGUAUUCAUUCAAUGAUGAUUCAUUACGAUAUAACAUAAUUCAAGAUCAAUGCAAACAUUCUCGUGGUCAAACAAUUCUAUCAAUAUCAACAAAUAAAUCUGUACGUUUACCAAUUAUUGAUAUUGAAUUACUAAAUAAUUUCAAUCAAAAUGAAGAUUUUACUAUAAAUAUAGGACCUGUUUGUUUUACAUAA